Messenger RNA from Impatiens glandulifera, 1037 nucleotides. RefSeq lists its product as uncharacterized. The record is from RefSeq and is a predicted model, not a curated record. Lineage: Eukaryota; Viridiplantae; Streptophyta; Magnoliopsida; Ericales; Balsaminaceae. Bases 69 to 533 code for a protein of 154 amino acids. The transcript has 5 exons.
AAUGACCCGAAAUAUGAACAAAAUGUGCAGGCAAGCAGGCGAGAAAAAGAGGAAGAAAGUGUUGGUUAAUGGCGGAGAGAGAGAAUGAAAUACGAAAAGGAAGCGAUAGAUGGAAGGCAGCGAUUGGCAAUAUCUCCGAGAUGGCCACCAACUUGGACUCUGUCCAUAAGCUACUCAUCAAGAAGGCCGUUUACGUUGAUCAAGAUACCUUCGCCAAGGCUUCGCUAACCUCCGAACAAUCCCGCACAAUCAAGGUUUUGGAUGAGAGAGUAGAGGGCUUAGAAAGCGAACUUGAUGCAGCAAUUACAGGUGCUGCUCGAGCUCGAUCAGAGAAAAGGCAGGCCGAAGCAGCUCAGAAAGCCGCAGAGCUUAGAGUAGUAGAAAUUACAAAAGAGCUUGAGAAUACUACAAAAGUGUUUGAACUACACAUGGAGGAAUUGCGAGCAAAGCAUGAAGAAAUUGGGAAGAGAGACCGUGAAAUUGAGCUUCUACAAGCUAUAGUUCAGACACUUCGUGGAAAGCAAUCUCUUUAGUUCUGCAAAGGUUGAAAGCUAGGUACAUCUAGAAACAAGAAGGAAAAAUGUCAGCUGAAGCAAAACUUCUCUUUGAACAACUAACUGAAGAUUCCAUGAAGUUGAUGGAGAAUGGGGAUUACAUUAUUACUACAACUGCUCCUUGGGAUCUGUCUUCAAGGAUGUACUGACUGCUCUUUUGCAAUUGGGAAAUGGACUUUGACCCACAGUAAAGCAGAUGAGCAAAUGAUAACGACAAGAAAGUCAAUAAGGGAAAGGGAGAGGGAGAGGAAGAAGAAGCCAAGAGCUUUUGAAGGAAGGCCUUUUUCUUUUCUUUUCUUUUCUUUUUUGGCAGCCAUUCUCUCAUCAGCCGAAUAGAUCCCCCUUCUCUCUUCCCCACACCACUUCCAAAAACGGUUUCUUUCACAAUCCCAGAAAACUCUCACCUUUAUCUUCAUCCUUCUUCACACCCAAUCUCCACAUAUUCUUUUUCUGCUUAAAGGGUGAGUUUUCAUCAUCAGCAGA